AAGUUCCACACUGUGUCUUGCGCCCCCGAGUCCAGUCCUCCCCGGCGGCCUCGCCGCCGCCGCCGCCUCUGCGCGCUUUGGGUGUCGCCACCACCGCCGGAGACCUCGCAUCCCUUGGGACCCGAGGAGGAGUCCGGGGUCUUUACUCUCUACCAGAGUGAUGGAUUCGUCAGAAAUUCCGCCCUCUGACCGCAGAGAAGAGCCGCCGGCGGCGUCGCUGCCGCUGCCGGCGGCCUUUCUCGAGUUCCUCGGCGAGAACGGCCUGGACCCCACGCUGUACUCCAAGGCGGACGCGAUCCCGCGCUACAUCAGGUUAAAACCAGGCACGGAGUCCAGGGUGGUGGCAGAGAUCGAAUGCGAGCUCAAGUGUGAUCUCAGGAAGGUGUCGUGGCUGCCGGACUUCUAUGCGAUCCCGCCCGAAAUUCAGAUUGCUGGAUCCAAGGCUUAUCAGCAAGGGAAGAUCUACGGGAUUGAUGCAGCUUCUGGAGCUGCUAUCUUAGCACUUGAUGUUCAACCAGGAGACCAUGUUCUUGACCUUUGUGCUGCACCAGGUGCAAAGCUUUGCAUGCUUGCAGAUAUGCUUGGUAGCACAGGUUCUCUGACUGGUGUUGAUGUUGCAAAACACCGUCUUGCAGCCUGUCGUACGAUGUUGCAGAAGUAUUCUCUUGGAGAUCGUAGUCGACUCUUUGUUGCCGAUGGGACUUCAUUUUCCAUAUUGCCUAUGAACUCCAAUCUGGGGAGCAUGGAAGCUUCUGUUGGAAUUGAGGAUACUGGAAGCAUAUUCUCAGAAUGGACUUCAAAGAGAUCAUGGAAAGACAGACAGAAGUCUAAAAAGGCAAAAGCAGCUGAUUCACCUCAUCCAUCAUCGACUUCCGAACCUGAACUGAUAUACUAUGGCAAAGAUUCAGGAUUAGUUGGAUUGCAAAAACGUUAUGUCCUUUGCCCGUCAACCAAUGCUGCUGCCUGUACAUCUGGGUAUGAUAAGGUCCUAGUGGAUGCAGAAUGUACUCAUGAUGGAUCAAUAAAACACAUUCAGAAGUUUGAGUUCUGGGGAUGGAAAACAUUAGAUCGCCGUGUACUCAACGUAGAAAGAACUGGCAACCUACUUCAUCUUCAGUUAGGGCUUCUCACAAAUGGCUUUAAAUUAUUGAAAACAGGUGGAUCACUUGUCUAUAGUACUUGCAGCUUGACUGUUGCACAAAACGAGAAUGUGGUUCAGCAAUUCCUCUCAAAACAUCCUUCAGCGGGUACACACAUCCUUCUACAUGCCUUCAUCUGGAAGCUGCUAAAGAUCGAUCCAGCUGGUAGUUGGCCCUGCAGAAGCGGCGGCAUCCAGAAAACCUUGCGGUUUGAUCCCGCGACGUCACAAACUAGUGGACUUUUCGUCGCCAAGUUCGUCAAGUUGUGAUGUUCUUUGUGAGACGCUCUGUUAUGACCGGUUUAUAUUACAACCGGAGAAGGCCCACUUAAAUAGAGUUGGCCUAGUUAUCUUAUAGUAUUAGGGGCUUAGCCCAGUGUAUUAUGUUUGCUAGCCUAGGAAAGUUAUAUAUAACUCAUGUAAAGGACACCUUUUGAUUAAGCAAGAUCAAUCUAUUCUGACCGGCUCCUAGAAGGAGCCGGUGCCCUAA
This is a messenger RNA of Hordeum vulgare subsp. vulgare (domesticated barley), 1628 nucleotides long. RefSeq names its product ribosomal RNA small subunit methyltransferase B. The coding region runs from base 161 to 1408 and encodes 415 amino acids. Gene Ontology annotation, molecular function: methyltransferase activity. NCBI's taxonomy places the organism in Eukaryota, Viridiplantae, Streptophyta, Magnoliopsida, Poales, Poaceae. Gene Ontology annotation, biological process: RNA methylation. The transcript has 9 exons. The record is from RefSeq and is a predicted model, not a curated record.